Messenger RNA from Choloepus didactylus (southern two-toed sloth), 1000 nucleotides. RefSeq names its product olfactory receptor 4C5-like. Gene Ontology annotation, cellular component: membrane. The transcript has 2 exons. Gene Ontology annotation, molecular function: G protein-coupled receptor activity; olfactory receptor activity. Bases 11 to 1000 code for a protein of 329 amino acids. Gene Ontology annotation, biological process: G protein-coupled receptor signaling pathway. Lineage: Eukaryota; Metazoa; Chordata; Mammalia; Pilosa; Megalonychidae. The record is from RefSeq and is a predicted model, not a curated record.
CAGUAUCCAAAUGCAAAACUGGAUCAUGGAACAAAUGAACAAUGUGACAGAAUUCAUCCUGCUUGGGUUAACACAGAAACCAGAGGUGCAGAAAAUAUUGUUUGUCAUGUUUACAAUCAUCUACACUCUCACCCUGUUAGGCAACAUAUUUAUCAUAGUAAUCAUCAUCACCAGCCCUGCCCUUGCCUCCCCGAUGUAUUUUUUUCUGUCUUUCUUGUCCUUUCAAGAUGGCUCCUUUUCUUCUACAAUAGCACCAAAAAUGAUAUUUGACUUACUCAGUGAGAAGAAAACAAUCUCAUUUCUUGGGUGCAUGACUCAAGUUUUUGCAAUGCAUUUCCUUGGAGGAGUUGAGAUCAUCCUGCUCACAGUGAUGGCCUAUGACCGCUAUGUGGCCAUCUGCAGGCCCCUGCACUACAUGAUCACAAUGAACUGGCAGGUGUGUGGCCUCUUGGUGGCCAUGUCUUGGGCUGGGGGAUUUCUUCAUUCUCUGAUUCAAACAUUUUUUAUUGUGUCAUUGCCCUUCUGUGGCCCCAAUGUCAUUGACCAUUUCUUCUGUGAUCUUUAUCCUCUGCUGAAGCUGUCCUGCACUGAUACACACAUCCUUGGACCUUUAGUUGCUGCCAACAGUGGAUUCCUGUGUCUGGUCAGUUUUUUGAUUCUCAUCACCUCUUAUGUCCUCAUUCUUUGCUCCCUGAGGUCUCACAGCUCUGAAGGACAGCGGAAGGCUCUCACCACCUGCACCUCCCAUAUUGCUGUGGUUGUGUUAUUCUUUGUACCCUGUAUAUUCACGUAUCUUUGGCCCAUGACCACCUUCCCCAUAGAUAAAGCUGUGGCUUUAUUUUAUUCUAUGGUAACACCUAUGUUAAAUCCUUUAAUCUACACCCUCAGAAAUGCAGAGGUGAAAAAUGCAAUGAGGAAAUUCUGGAGCCAAAAGUUGUUGGUGAUCUCCAGGCAGCAUCACCAUCCUGGUCAAAUCAAAUUCUCCAUGUCACAACUGUAG